This is a messenger RNA of Owenia fusiformis, 1788 nucleotides long. NCBI's taxonomy places the organism in Eukaryota, Metazoa, Annelida, Polychaeta, Sabellida, Oweniidae. The record is from the annotation of a GenBank genome assembly.
AUAAUAUACUUUUUGUAUACGAAUGAAGUUUUCUUUGUUUACAAUAUCAAACAGAUUAAAAAAAAAAACAUUUAUCAAAACAUCUUUAUUCUGGUCAAUAAUUGUACUAUCAAGCAGACUAAAAAUUAAAUCUAGUUUAAUAAUUUAAAUAAUCUGUUUGAUGAUAAUCACAAGAUUAAAACUUUAAAUGUUUUGAAUGGAAUUAUAAAACAUUAAACACAAUCGAGUGAUGAGCUAACUCCCUUGAUCCUUGAUGCCAUUUCAAUGAAUCCUGAAAUUCCUUUGAUCAACAAGAUCAACACCAAGGAUCUGUAUAUAUAUCCAUGUAAAAUCAGUUUAGUUCAUUCAGUCUUAGAGCAAUCUACAGCACAUGAACUAACACAAACAGCGAUAAACAACAAACAAGCAGAUAUUAAAUCACAAAUAAGAAAACAAUAUGGAAAACUACACAACAGAGUCUCUCUUAGAUGUCUCAUCAUAUCACUAUAGCAACAACUGCCUCAUGGAUUAUGUGUCACCAAGUAACCAGGACAACAAUGUUGAUAUGAACAACACACUCUGUGGAUCUCUUCUAAGGGAAUCUGUUGAUAGUGACAUCAAUUUGGAUUUCAUGUACCCACUACAAGAGAUGAAAGUAUCUGACCUUGCUGCCGUGUUAUUGGAUGAGGAGACUGGUUACCGAGAUACAACACCUCUUGUAUCUACUACGCCACUUCCAUCACCUGAGGAAAUUUGUCCGGGCAUCUACGCUUGUGACACUCAUCAUAGUGAUAAUAUCAUGGAUAUCACACCAGCAAUGUACUUUAACAGCCUCACACCAAACGUGGAUACAACUCUACAAGAUAUCAAACCUACAAUCCAAGCCAACAUGAAUGACACUCUAUACCAGCAUAUGGUGGAUGACAUCAACAGAGAUGAUACCGGAGGUAUCCCCAAUAUGGAGCCACAUCAGCGCAACACCAUAUAUUGCUCGCAGCCCACUGCUUACAACUCACUCCAAGAUAUCACCCCAACUUUCUACUCCACUGUGAAUGACUCCAUCCUCAGAGACAUGGUUAAUGAUCUCACUGCUGACUCUCAUAGUGCAUCACCAAGCUUCAAGUCUCCACUGCCAGUGAAACCAAGUCGCAAACCACGUGCCAGUGUCUCCAAAGACAAGACUGCGCUCAAGUGUAACUACUGCGGAAAAAGAUUCACCAACCAUGCCAACUUCAAGAAUCACAUCAGGGUCCAUACUGGAGAGCGACCAUACUCCUGCAACAUCUGCCACAAGACAUUUGCCCAGAGCGCCACCCUCAAGACACAUGCAAGGACCCACACAGGGGAGAAGCCAUUCAGCUGCGAGUUCUGUCGUCGUGGCUUCAGUGACUACUCUACCUACUCCAAGCAUGUCAGGACCCACACUGGUGACAAGCCCUACAAGUGUGACACCUGCCCUGCUGCUUUCACCCAGUCUGGGAACCUGAACCGACAUCAGAAGAUUCACUUGAAAGGAAACACCAGAAAGUCCAAGUUCAUGAGAUAAUAUUUGACACAAAAUGGACAUUGAACAUUUAUACACCAACUUGUGUCUAACAAUGAAGCCAACUAAUGCCAAAUUCAAGGAGUUGCCAAAUCACAUAUUUAUUCCUAUGUGACAAUUUUUAUCAAUUGAUAUUUGUACUAUAGUAUGUAUAUUUUGUAUAUAUGUAUAUCUUGUUUAUGUCUUACCAAAAUUCAAUAUUUGAAAUAAACAAUCUGAUUUAAAAUAAUCUUCUGUCUUGUUGAUUUUUAAAGACAAAACAUUGA